Messenger RNA from Postia placenta MAD-698-R-SB12, 1281 nucleotides. RefSeq lists its product as hypothetical. Gene Ontology annotation, molecular function: calcium ion binding. The coding region runs from base 1 to 1281 and encodes 426 amino acids. The transcript has 3 exons. Lineage: Eukaryota; Fungi; Basidiomycota; Agaricomycetes; Polyporales; Adustoporiaceae. The record is from RefSeq and is a predicted model, not a curated record.
AUGACUUUUUUCGACAUCACAGUGCACUUCCUGUCAGCAUCGGGCAUCCCAAAGAUGGAUGUGGUGGGGACCGCGGAUCCCUAUUUCGUGGCCAAUCUGGACGAUAGGCUCAAAUAUGUGUCGACUGUACAGGAUAAUACCCUCACGCCAACGUGGGACGAGGUAUGGAGAGUGAAGAACGUUCCUCAAGAGGCGACUCUUGCCGUGGAGGUGCUCGACAAGGAUUCGAACAGUCUCACAGACGGAUAUAUUGGCCAAUUCAGUAUCCCCGUAUACUCGGGAGAGCAGCAGCUUAGGAUAGAGGACAAGGCGUUGAAGAGGAAUCGAGGAACUUUCAGGCUAUCGAUCGACAUUGUCCCCUCAGAAGAUCCCGAAGCCAGCCACCACCCCUACACGUUUGACGGCCCUAUCCGUUUCUCGCAUCACUGCUCUCCAACUGUUGGCCGCAUCGCCAACACCGACUCCCGUCUGUACUCGACGUGGAAGGUGUACAUUAAGGGCGUGCGCCUUUUUUUCGGCGACCAGGUGCAGACAUGGAACCAAGACUACGCCAAGGCACGCUCAAUCUUCCAGGGGCCCACCUCGAUGGCUGUGCGCUCCGUUAUCCACACAGGACAUCGCAUGCUGUACGCGCGCACCGCCGCGAACGGGUUCGGUGUGCUCGACACGCCCGACGACUUCUUCCACCUUCUGCACGGGCAUGCCGAUCCGAAGGAUGCACAGGGCGGGCUGUUCGUGCAUCGCAUCAAGCCCGCGCUGUACACGUACAUCAUCGCGGUCGAUGACGAGUCGCUGCGGUUCUCGGAGACGGGUGCGCGGUUCCUGGUGAACAUGGCGUCGAAGCACGCGCUGCACUCGAACUGCGCCGAGGCGGUGCGCUACUCGGGCGAGUUCCACCCGCGGCCGGCCGGCGGGUGGGAGAGCUUUGACGACGCUCGCGGGGACGCGGACGUGCAGUGGGAACUUGUCGUGGACAACAAGUCCGGGACGUAUGCUCCCGACAGUGCCUUGCUGCCCGCGCUCAGGGGCCUGCUCGAGUUCAACUUCCCCGGGUUCAGGAUCGUCGCGCUGGACUACCGGGAUCCGGAGCUGAAGCGCAGCAGCGAGGCAUGCCGGGCGUAUGCCUUGGCGAAGCGCGGCGUCCGCCAGGGAGAUCUGCAGCCGCAUGCGCAGGAGGGCAGGGAGACGUUGGUGCAGCGGGCGUCGAACGAGCUGCACAAGCAUGGUAUAUCAUUCGGGCAUAGGAAAAGUGAUGCCGGAGGAGAUGCGUCUUCAGGCUGA